Molecule: messenger RNA, 365 nt
Organism: Candidula unifasciata
Lineage: Eukaryota; Metazoa; Mollusca; Gastropoda; Stylommatophora; Geomitridae
Source: the annotation of a GenBank genome assembly
ACUGACCAUGACCCACGUAACCCGGCCUACAUCGCCACCCAAGGACCGCUUCCACACACCGUGGCUGACUUUUGGCAGAUGAUCUGGGAGCAAGGAUCCGUGGUGAUUGUGAUGCUGACCAAGCUGGUGGAGAAUGGGACGUCUCUGUGUCACCGCUACUGGCCCGAGGAAGGAAGCGAUCUCUAUCACAUCUAUGAGGUGCAUCUGGUGUCAGAGCACAUUUGGUGUGACGAUUACCUGGUGCGAAGCUUCUACCUGAAGAACCUGCAGACAAAUGAGACCCGAACCGUUACCCAGUUCCAUUUCCUGACCUGGCCUGAGCUCUCAGUUCCUGCGUCCAUUAAGGCUCUUCUGGACUUCAGACG